Messenger RNA from Miscanthus lutarioriparius, 1464 nucleotides. Lineage: Eukaryota; Viridiplantae; Streptophyta; Magnoliopsida; Poales; Poaceae. The record is from the annotation of a GenBank genome assembly.
AUGGCUGAGGUGAUGAUGGUGCCCAGCUCCAACGGCUGCGGCGGGGGUGGUGCUGGGGGAAGCGAGGGGAAGGCGGAGGACGGGCAGCAGGGGCAGGGGCAGGGGCAGGGACAGGGGCAGGUGCUGGCGCUGGUGCUGGCCGCGCUCCGCAAGUCGGUGGUGCUGCCGUGCCAGAUGGUGGACGCCGACGACCCAGCGGGCGCGGCCUGGGGGAUGGAGAUCGGCUGGCCCACCGACGUCCGCCACGUCGCGCACGUCACCUUCGACCGCCUCCACGGCUUCCUCGGCCUCCCCGUCGAGUUCGAGCUCGAGAUCCCCGGCCAGGUCCCCAGCGCCAGCGCCAGCGUGUUCGGGGUGUCGCCGGAGUCGAUGCAGUGUGGCUACGACGACAAGGGGAACUCGGUGCCCAAGAUCCUUCUGCUCAUGCAAGAGAGGCUGUACGCCCAGGAUGGACUCAAGGCAGAGGGGAUCUUCCGGAUCACCCCAGAGAACAGCCAGGAGGAGCAUGUCAGGGAGCAGCUCAACAGCGGCAUCGUGCCUGACGACAUCGACGUGCACUGCCUUGCCAGUUUGAUCAAGGCCUGGUUCAGAGAACUCCCUGAGGGUGUGCUUGACAGGCUCUCACCUGAGCAAGUCCUUCACUGCAACACAGAGGAGCAAUGCAUUGAGCUCGUAAAGCUUCUUCCUGCAACCCAGGCUGCACUUCUUCAUUGGGUCGUUGAGCUCAUGGCUGAUGUUGUUGAGGAAGAGGAGUCAAAUAAGAUGAAUGCAAGAAAUGUUGCCAUGGUUUUUGCACCCAAUAUGACACAGAUGUCCGAUCCUCUGACAGCUCUGAUGCAUGCUGUUCAAGUCAUGAACUUGCUCAAAACCUUGAUUCUCAAAACACUUCGGGAACGCGAGGAUGAUGAUGCAGGAGCCUAUUCGUCAUUUUCAUCUUCGUCAUCUUUAUCUGAUGAACUUGAUGAGGAGGAUGACCAUGACCAACAGGAUGAUGAAAAUGAUAGUGGCAGUGAGAACUAUAAUUGCAGUGCUAACGAAAGACCAAAAGAUACUGACAAGGCCGCUGCACUAAGAGUAGACAAUGAGCAGCUGAUUGGUGUGUCCAGGAGGCACACAUCAACCAAUUGUCAUUUGCCUUACGUUAGAUUCAGUAACGACAAUGAAGACGUGUCACUGGAUGAUAUUGAGGAAUGCUUCUUAAGAAGGCUAGAAUGGAAAUCAGUGAGGGAAAGUGUUGAUGAAGGCGACAGCAGAAAUUCUCCUCCCUCAGAGAAAGAGGUGGAGUGGCUUAGCUCCUCUGAUUACAUAACGGAAGGUAGUAACACAAUUGGCGAAGAAAGAGGCAGAACAAGCAAUGCCACUGAUGUAAGUAUCAAUGAGCUGAGGCAAACCGAAAUCAGAACUGAAAUGACGAGUGCAGAGGUAAGAAGUGCUGCAAAAGGGGAGCUUAUUCUUUGCUCGUAA